CAAGAGAUAGGUAACUUUCAAAUCUUCAACCACCGUAAUUGACAGAACAUCACGAGUCUUGGAACCGAAGUUCAUGAUUCCCGCUUUGCUAUCUCCCUCUUGUUUCCAAAGUCUCGGCUGUCGACUAUCUGUGAUCAUAUCAUCUGAAUCGCCAGCAACUACCUACUUGUACAAUGGAUAACGACACUCCACCACCCAUCCCACCCCGUCCUCCAGGAUGGGUGAGCAGUCCGCUCUCAAGCCCCGGGUCAUGUCCAGUACCAUCAUCGCCGCAACCACAAUCUGUGAAUAACGAGACCCCUCCUCCCCUGCCUCCAAGACGACCAACAAACGAGGAGCAACCACCAACGGUUCUUGAAAGGCAAUCAAGACCGUACAGCUACGUACCGCCGUCUCGAGAAAGCUCCGGCUUAAGUCCUCCUCCUCUGCCGCCACGCGUGACUCGCCGGCCUGUUCCGCAGCCGCAGCCUCAGCCCUCAUCACCGCAGUUUGAGCCAUUCCGCCCACAGCAAUUCCAGGCGCCAAAGUUUGAGUGUAAUCCACCGAGUCCGUUUCAGUCGCAAGCUGGAAAUCAGACUACGUCAGCGGACUUUGAGGCUUUCAGAGGACAAUAUGCGCCUUAUCAGCCGCAGCAGACCUUCCCGCCUCCUCCUCCUCCUCCUCCUCCUCCUCCUCCUCCUCCUCCCCCUUCCUCAUCCUCAUCCCCACAACCCAUCCCCUACGAAAAAUGGACCCCCCUCUUCCAACCCACCGGCGCGCCCAAUCCCAUUUUUAUAGCCCUCAUGAAAUCUUUCUUUGAGACGCUGGUCGCUCAGCAGACACCCGAAAUGAGGCCUGCUACUGGCAAUGAAAAUGGAAAUGGAGAUGGUAAGGGGAUGAUGGUAGUCAAUGGACAAAAGCUGUUUUUGAGUCCGGAAAAGUGUAGUGAGUUUUUGGAUGUGCAGGGGUUUGCGGUGGAGCAUAAUCUUUGGAAACUCAACAAAACCCCCUGGUCCUCCCUCCCCGCCAUGUCCCUCCCGGGGCUCCCCGACCCCUUCGCAGCCGUAACCCCCCUCGACAAAGCCGACUGGGAAUUCCGCUUGAUUCUCCAAGCCUUUGGCAUCCACCACCUCCCCAUCCCUCGUCCUCGCCCCUCCCCUCCUCCCUCUCACCGUUCUUCCGUGUCUACAAACCCCCUCAUCCCCUCCUGGCUAACAACCAUCCUCACCACUUCAUCUACCGAAAUCCCCGAAAGCAUGCGCGUCCUCGGUAUCGGCCAAACCCCCUUUUUAACAGAGCAGGGAUUCAUCAAGUACAUGGCUUUGGAAACGGCAGGAGAACCAGAUAGGGGGUUUGAGGGGGUGAAUGCUGCGUUGAGGUACUACGCUAGUUGUUCCGCGGGAGGAUCAGGAGGGGGACAAUGGGGAGAAUCAGGAGGGGGAGGAGGAAUAGGGGGAAUAGGGGGAAUAAAAAGGUGGAUGGAAAACCUAGGUCCGAUACCGAGGGACAUGUUUCCUGGUAGUUGUCCAAAGGAAAUCCAGAUGGCAGUGGAUGUCGGACAGGCAAAGCAUAGAAGGUUAUGCGAGGAGGCGGUGGCGGGGUCGAGGGCGUAUUGCGGGAUGGCGGCGGAGGGGAGGAGGCAUGCGGUGGAGCUGACGGGGGAUUAUAGGACUGUGAGGGUUGAUGAGUGGGGGAAUCGGAUUUGGUGAGUUGGUUGUCUACACUUGGGAGGAAUGGGUGGGGGGGCUACUGGUGUUGGUGUGAAGACUAAAUAGAAGUAGGAGUAACGGAGAGGAGGAGAGAGACGGAGGGAUGAUGUGUAAAGACACCUGAACAAGCCGACUAGGUACCUAAUAAUUUUGACUGUGGACGUUCCAAAACUGAGGUAGGUAACCUGCCCGUACCGUACCCACGGUUUCUUUGACGUACUACCCAAAUUCCCAUAGAUGUCCAGUGAAUGUUUACCUAAUCUAGGUUACUUAGUACUGCUUUCCAUGAUGAAAUACCUG
Molecule: messenger RNA, 1988 nt
Organism: Neurospora hispaniola
Lineage: Eukaryota; Fungi; Ascomycota; Sordariomycetes; Sordariales; Sordariaceae
Exons: 2
Coding region: 174-1688 (504 amino acids)
Source: RefSeq, a predicted model, not a curated record